ACGUAUCUUUCAUUUCUUGAUUAUAAUACAUCAUGAAUUGAUUUAGAAAUGUUUUCCACUUGAUGUCUUACAAUUUUACUAGUACUGUCUGCUUUGACAUAUCUGUUGGUUUAUUUUUACCCAAAAAAAUAAAAAAUAAAUAAACUAAACAGAUGGUGACUAAUGUUUCAAAUGCUUACAUUAGUUUUUAAGGGGUUAAUGGGGUUCCAAUAUCAUGGAGAGAAAUCCUUGAGACGUCUACCAUAUAGUGCAUACCAGUCAUUCGACGAAAUUACUAUCAUGACACAAAACGCCGACAGUGAAUGAUAGAUACUUGAAUAAAAUAUCUACACACCUACUGGUUGUUGUUGACUGAAGAAUAAUAUAUGGAGAAACUUGGUCUUAUUGUGACUUAUGAGUAAUAAACAGACUUGCAUUAUAGCCAGAGUUGACUUUGAUGUGGGGAUCUUGAUCCUGACUUGUUGACUUCUCUGGCAUUUCAUUUUGUAGACGACAAAGUGUUUGUUGAUCAAAUCCUUUAUAUGGUGGAGAGAAAGCAACUGAAAAGCAUAUUAAACUCUUAAUUUUAAGGCCUCGAAAGUUAUUGGUUGUUGUUUGAUGAAUAAUAAACAGACGAAGAAUAAUAUAAGGAAAAAUUGGCCUUCAUGUUACAGCCAUAGACGACUUUGAUGUGGACCUUGACUUUGGAACCAUGAUUUACGUUAAGAAAAAUGCUAUAAUUCAAUAUUUCAUUUUUAUACUCUAUAUGUGCAAAACCAUAAUUAAUUUGAGUUCUUGCUGCUUUAUUCUGAUUUCUGAUUGUAAUCUUUUCUGUUCUUAAAAUGAUAAUUGGAGAGAUCUUCCUUAAAUUUCUCCACAUGAUUGUUGUUGUGCUACUUCUGUUAUGCAUGAAAAUGAAACCAGCUCCUGGAUUAUUCACUUUGGGAGUUGGAGAUGAUGCUAAUGUGAGGUGCAUAGAGAGGGAGAGACGAGCUCUCCUUGAUUUUAAACGUAGCCUUGUUGAUGAUUAUGGUCUUCUCUCUUCUUGGGGGAGCGCAAAAGAGAAUAAAGACUGCUGCAAAUGGAGAGGAGUCUGGUGUAGCAACCGCACUGGUCAUGUCAUCAUGCUUGAUCUUCAUGUCCCGCCCCCUCUCUACGGUUCCUAUCAGCGUUUGCAAGGUAAGAUUAGUCCUUCAUUGCUUGAAUUGCAGCAUUUGAAGUAUUUAGACCUCAGUUACAAUGAUUUUGGAGGGAACCACAUCCCCAAGUUCAUUGGUUUCCUCCGAAGAUUACAACACGUUAAUCUUACAGGGGCUGGCUUUUCCGGCGAAGUUCCAUCUCAGUUUGGGAACCUUUCGGAAUUGUGCUCUCUUGAUCUCAGCCGUAAUGAUUUGAGUGUAAAAAAUCUUAGGUGGCUUUCUCAUCUUUCUUCAUUAAGAUUCCUUGAUCUGAGUACCGUUGACCUUAGUGAAGCAACUGAUUGGAUGGAGGCAACUAGUAAUCUUCCUCUUUUAACAGACUUGCAAUUGUCUUCUUGUAGACUGCGUGCUGUCAUUCCCUCCACUCUUUCGUUGAUUAAUUCUUCGAAGUCUCUUGCUUCCCUUAAUCUUUCUGUGAAUUCUCUCACAUCUUCAAUAUUCAGCUGGUUGUGCAACUUCAAUAGCAGUCUUGUUGAAGUGUAUCUUUCUCAGAACAACUUGCAAGGUCUGAUUCCAAAUGCUUUUGGAAACCUGAAUUUCCUAACCCAUCUUGAUCUCUCUUCCAAUCACCUUGAGGGCGGAAUUCCAAAAUCUUUUGGGAACUUGAGUAGUUUACGAACAUUACAUCUGUCACAAAACAAUUUAACAGAACAGCUUCCUAAGUUUCUUCAGAACUUGUCAGGGCCUGUGGAGAACACAUUAGAGAUUUUGCAAUUGAGUGAGAAUAAACUCAGUGGUUCAUUACCAGAUAUUACAAAAUUUUCAAACUUGAGGGAAUUGUAUCUUGAUUAUAAUCAAUUGAAUGGAUCUUUCCCGGAAAGUUUUGGACAAAUUUCCACCAUUGUUGUUCUAGAUCUUUCUGAAAAUUGUAUUACGGGGUCAUUGCCUCGUCUUACAGUAUUUUUAUCAUUGAGAGAGUUGCAUCUGUCGAACAAUCAGAUAAAUGGGACACUAAUUGAAGCCCACUUCUCCAAUCUCUCCAACUUACAACACUUGGACUUAUCUUGUAACUCGUUGGUUUUAAACUUCAGUUCUGAUUGGAUUCCUCCUUUUCAACUGGAUGUCAUAAAGUUGCGCUCUUGCCAGUUGGGGCCUCGUUUCCCAAACUGGCUUCUAACUCAAAACAAUUAUUCUGAGCUUGAUAUCUCUGGUGCUGGAAUUUCAGAUACUGUCCCUAAACGGUUUUGGGAUUUAUCCCCCAAACUGGCUUACCUAAAUCUCUCGUCCAACCAAAUCAAGGGAAUGGUGUACAAUUUGUCAUUAAAGAAUCUCUAUAGUGAUCAACUUCAUAUAGAGAUAGAUUUGAGCUCUAAUCAUUUUGAAGGUCCCAUACCACUUUAUGAUCCCAGUGUGACAUCAUUGCAUCUCUACAACAAUACAUUUUCAGGGUCAGUUUCUUCCUUAUGCAAGAUGAAAAGUGCGUCUUUUACUACUGCUAUAGACCUCUGCAUUAACCUACUAUCAGGAGAGCUUCCUGACUGUUGGAUGCAAAUGGAAAACUUACUCAUUCUUGAUUUCGCUAACAAUAAUUUGACUGGGAGAAUUCCUAGCUCUAUUGGCUUCCUCCAUCAGCUUCAAACCUUGAAUUUGCGCAACAAUAAUUUUAUUGGCGAAUUGCCUUCGUCCUUGAAGAAUUGCCGAAAUUUGAUACACUUGGAUCUAGGAGAAAAUAAAUUAUCAGGAAAAAUACCAACAUGGAUAGGGUCACACCUAACGAGAAUGAUGAUUCUUAGUCUCCGAUUGAAUGAGUUCUUUGGAAGCAUACCUGUGAAUAUAUGCCAUCUUAACAAAAUUCGUAUCUUGGAUCUCUCUCAAAACAAUAUAUCUGGAAAUAUACCAUGGUGCAUCAACAAUUUCACAUCAUGUGUUCAAAGGGGUGGUGAUGAUGAAGAAAUCCUUUUUCCACAUUUUAAAGGUGUUCAUUAUUUGGGUUCUGUGGAUUACAUGGACAGUGUGACGUUGCUAUGGAAAGGACAAGUCUCUCAGUAUAAAAAAACCCUAGGACUAGUAAGAGGUAUUGAUCUCUCGUGCAAUAAAUUGUCUGGAAAAAUUCCUCAAGAAUUCUCAAGUCUUGCAGAAUUAAUCUUCUUGAACCUAUCGAGAAACAAUUUGACAGGAACCAUUUUUCAAAACAUCGGUAAUAUGAAAAUGUUAGAAGCUCUCGAUUUGUACAAAAACCAGCUUUUUGGUGAGAUUCCUACCGGCAUUGCUCGUCUAAAUUACCUUAGUGUCUUGAACUUGUCAUAUAACAAUUUAUACGGCAGAAUUCCAGCAAGCACUCAACUACAGAGCUUCGAUGCUGCUUCUUAUAUUGGGAAUCAAGAACUUUGUGGGCUUCCACUACCUAAAAAGUGCCCAGGAGAUGAUACAGAUGCUGUAGAUCCUUCUUCCGUUGAUGACUGCCAAAAAGACAACAACAUUCAAGAGGACAACUUCAUAACCCCUGAAUUUUAUAUCAGUAUGGGGUUAGGUUUUGGUGUUGGAUUUGGUGGAUUAUUUGGGACUUUAUUGCUCAAAAGGACAUGGAGAUAUGCUUAUUUGAAGUUGUUGAACAACAUAGCAGAUUGGCUCUAUGUGACAGCAGCUGUGAAUAUGGCCAGACUGCGGAGGAGGCUUCAAAGUUAAUUGUGUAAGCUCCUACACCCAACAAAAUGAGCUUUUGUUCCUCCUGAAGAACAUGAAACGGCCUUUUGGGUAUCUGCCUUCGGCUAACUCCUUUCUCUAUUUCUUGAAGAAAAUAAUUUUAUAAAUAUUUUUUAUGUAUUUUAUUUUGGAACUAGUAUGUGUGUUCUUAAAGACUUCCAUAAUUUAUUUUGAACUAGUUGUGUGAUGAUUGAUGAUUAAAUAGUUUGGCUAUCUCAUGUUUGUCCUCUUUUGUAUUCUUAUAAGUUGUGGAUCAUUGGCCUUGAUUACACCUAAUGUCCAGUUUCCAAAUUUUAAAUUCUACCUUAUAAGCUCUUUUGCUUCAUCCAUUAAUAAGCUCUUUUGCUUAAAUUCUACCUUAUAAUCCCUUAAUAAGCUCUUUUGCUUCAUCCAUUUGACUAGGAUUUCAAAAGAAAAAAAAUAAGAAAAAAGAUGUAUGACUAGCUCCUCCUAUCUAUUUCUUGAAAAAUGUAACAUUUCCUAUAUAUAUAUAUAUAAAUAUAUAUCUCAGUGUGCACAGGGGUCAUCUAUGGCUUAAAUUUGACAAUUUGCAUGCAAUACAUAUAACACAUAGUUUUUAUGUACACUUUAGCACAUGCAAAUUCUACCUAAUUAAUACACUCUUUGUAAACAUUUGUGCACUCUUGAACCCCUAGGGCUUUGCACACCCACCUCUGCACUUCGUAAAGUUGAUACUCCUUCAAAUCGCCACUUUGGAUGGCAUGAUUUCACCCCUUUUAUUGUAUUUCUUUAUACGAGGUUGGCCUGCAUUUCAUUGCUCUUAAAUUAUUUGAACUACACACUCUUAACAACUAAAAUUUAAGAAGAUAUCAUAGUAGAGCAGGAAAGAACACUUGGGAAGUGUGACAAUCUCCGAAAUUUAUAAAACACAUAGGUUACGUUAAGAUUGUUUGCAGCAAGAUUUGGUUGAGUUAUGCAAAUUUGUACUCCUCAAAUGGUUUGUAGCUAGAAACACUCAUCUCACUAUUUUGUACCUCAUGUUCUUCUCGGUACUGAAUAUAGGCAACCCUUUGCAUAAAUGCUAAUAAUUGUUAUCAGUAGUCAUGAAUCUAAAUUAGUAUGAUUAUAAGGAAGCACCUAGAAGCACAAGAGCAACCAUCUUUUUUUCCUGAAAAAUAACACAUUCACUCAUUUUGUCCACGGAAUUUGAACCUUUAAACUAAUUCAAGAAGUUGAGACCACAAACUUCAUGCAAGUGCAACUAUUAACUAGUAACUUGAUCUUUGCAUCGAAGAAACAGUAUCAUUCAAAAUUGGUGAGGGUGCUUGAAUGGAAGAGAGUUCUGGGAUGAUGGAAUGCCACCCUCCUUAGCUGCAGAAUCUUUCUCCAGCUCCUAGAAGCAUUUGUUCUUCAUCAGAGUGGUUACUGUGGGCCGUGGCGUUUUCCUGCUGACUACAAGUGUGAAGUUACGGAGAAUGGUGCUCCAUUGCACGGUUUGCACCAACCAGGUGCUUUCCCUGGAGUUCUACAAGACAUUGGAGGUGGUACCUCAGGUGCAUUGGAGGCUACAGGAUGAGCCUUUUAUCACUUCCAGUGAGUCGCAACCAAAGUAGUGUGCUGCUUGCACUUGUUUUGAUUCUUUAUCAAGAAAUGUUGUUCCAAAGCUGAAAUCAUCUUUUAUGCUGUCUUAUUCAUGUUUGUUUUGUCAAAAUAGUUUGUCUAUUGGAUCAAACAGAAUUUAUGGGUAAGACAAUCUUAAACCAUUAAUAAUAAUCUCUAAUUGAAACUCAAACAGGCCCUUGGUGAAAUCGCUUAAUUGCUUACAGAAGGUCUCAGACUGAGAAUGUAUUACUGAUUAUUUCAUUUUAACCAUAGUUUUAAUUCGUGAGUCAUCGUCAGACUUUGGUGUAGUUCCAAUCUGAUGUAAGUUACUGAAUUUACGACCUAAUUUGAAUGUAUUACUGAUUAUUUCAU
Molecule: messenger RNA, 5756 nt
Organism: Cornus florida
Lineage: Eukaryota; Viridiplantae; Streptophyta; Magnoliopsida; Cornales; Cornaceae
Product: receptor-like protein EIX2
Exons: 3
Coding region: 822-3803 (993 amino acids)
Molecular function (GO): protein binding
Source: RefSeq, a predicted model, not a curated record